Molecule: messenger RNA, 3012 nt
Organism: Rotaria sp. Silwood1
Lineage: Eukaryota; Metazoa; Rotifera; Eurotatoria; Philodinida; Philodinidae
Source: the annotation of a GenBank genome assembly
AUGCAUACAUUUUAUCGUUUAUUUGUACGAUCAACACGUAGUACUAAAUAUCGUAAACAAUUAAUUAUUCUUAUUACUGUUGUAUCUUGCCUUGGAUUUUUUCUAUAUAUUCGAGAAGAAUAUAAUCUACGAAAAGAAAAUAAUGAAGAAAAUAUAAUUUCAAGAAACAAAGUAGUAUUACUCGAAGAUAAACAACCAGAUGAUAUCAUAUCAUCAAAAUCAGAAAAUUGUGCUUAUAAGAAUUGUCCAAAACUUCGUGAAGAUGUUAUCAAUGUACAUAUUAUUUGUCAUACACAUUUAGAUCCCGGUUGGCUUAAUUCCGUUGACGGAUACUUUUUUGGCAUUGACCAUGGUCCUAAUAAUCAAAAGGGGGGUCAAACAUAUCGACAUAAUAUGCCAAGCGUUUUAACAAUAUUCAAUAAUGUGGUGAGUGCUUUACUUGAAAAUGCUCAACGUCGAUUUGUGAUGGUUGAAAUGUCAUUUAUAUGGCGUUGGUGGAAACGCUUAGACGAAGAUUAUAAAAAAAUAAUAAGAAAAUUAUUGAAAGAUGGACGUAUUGAUAUAGCCGGUGGUAGUUGGGUUUCAAAUGAUGAAGCUGUCAGUCAUUAUUCUGCAAUGAUUGAUCAAUGUACAUUUGGUUUUCGUUUUGUUAAAGAUGAAUUACGUACUUGUUCACAACCUGCUGUUGCUUGGCAACUUGACUUAUUUGGACAUGGACGAGAAAUCAAUUCUUUAUUUUCUCAAAUGGGUUAUGAUGGUAUUUUGUUUGGUCGCUUGGAUUAUCAAGAAAAAGAACAGCGUACAGCUGAAAAAACAUUACAAAUGAUUUGGAAAAUAAAUGAAAAUGCUCCCAAGAGUGAACGAUGGUUAUUCACUGGAAUUCUUCCUAAUCUAUAUCAUCCACCAGAGACAUUAGCCUUAAAAUCGGAUAUUGCAGGUAGCUUAUUGAGAUCAUCUGAUGUUGAUACAAUACCAGAAUCAGCUAGUGCUUAUAGUAAGCGUUUGCUUGCAGAACUCAAAACUCAGCAAGAAAAAUAUAAUAGCAGCAAUAUAGCUGUUAUAUAUGGUGGUGAUUUUGAAUAUGAAGAUGCUACGCAAUAUUUUCAAAAUAUUGAUGCUAUGAUUGAUACUAUUAAUAAUAUACAAAAUACAACGACUGAUAAAAAGAAAUUCUAUGUGCAUUAUUCAACACCCACUUGCUUUUUGCAUGCUUUAUCACAAGAAAAGCGCUCAUGGCCUGUACGAGAAGGUGAUUUUUUAUCGUAUGCACAUCGUGCACAUGCAUUUUGGACAGGAUUCUAUACAUCGAGACCAGGUAUCAAAUAUUAUGAGCGUUCAUUAGGAGCUUUGUACCAGUCUCUUCGACAACUGAGUAUCUUUGCGAACCAGGUUGACUUUCAUGGUUUAUUUCAAUUAGCAGAGAUCAUGGGUUUACUGCAGCAUCAUGAUACUAUCACAGGAACAAGUCCAAUGAUUCAUAUUGCAGAUGCUCUUCAAAGAAUGUCUCGAGCAGAAAAAAAUGGACAAGCAUUAGCUUUAUCACUCUAUCAACAUAUUUUAACUCCAUCAAUGACAACGAAUUGGUCUACACCAUUAAUUUUUUGUCAACUUAAUGAAAGCUAUUGUAAGCCGCUUGUUGACAUCGAUAAAUUCUCUGCAAUAGUUUACAAUCCGUCAUCAAUAUCUAAUGAAGUUUGGAUACGUAUCCCUGUUGCCGAACAACAAACUAUCAAUCUUGAUGUUAAUAAUGUGAAGAAAUUUUCCAUCGAUGCUAUAGAGAUCGGCACUAUCAGUUUAUCACCUAUUCUUCAAAGUAUUCCAACCGUUCAUAAUCGUGACCAAUUUCAAGAAUUAAUUGUUCGUGUUCAUGUACCACCAUUAAGUUUACAAGCUGUUCCAUUUAUCAUAUCAAGUUCUUCUAGUGACCAAAUAUCACAUCAAGCAAGUGGCUUGUAUGUUUUUCGUCCAAUUGGUACAGACCCACCACAACAAGUUAAUAUAAAACACUUUUAUUGUUUUAAACGUAAAGGUUAUGAAGAAAUCAUUCAAGUUUAUUCAUCAUUUGUUAAUCAAUCAAUUCGUUUACUUGACAAUUCACCAUAUAUUGAAUUCGAGUGGAUUGUGGGACGAUUAAAUAUAAAUGUCGAAUUCGUCACUUCCUAUCACAGUAAAGAUCUUAACAAUAAUGGAAUCUAUUAUACAGAUUCCAGUGGACGAUCAUUAAUGAAACGAAUACGAGAUCAACGUGAUGGAUAUCGUUUUAAACAAAGUGAAAAGAGUGCUGGUAAUUAUUAUCCAUUAGUAACUGGUAUCAUGAUCAAAGAUGAAAAACAAGAUUUACAAAUGAGUAUAAUUACUGAUCGAGCGCAAGGUGGUGGUAGUAUAAAAGAUGGACAAGUUGAAAUUAUGAUUCAUCGACGUGUCUUAACCGAUGAUAGUCUAGGUGUAUCCGAAACUCUGAAUGAAUUAGGUAUUGAUGGUCAAGGUUUAGUUGUUCGAGGUCGUCAUCUACUGUCAAUAGCUAAACCUGAUGAUAAUAUAAAAUUCUUUCGUGAAUAUGCAUUGAAAUCAGUUUGGAGACCAAUAAUUGCUUUUCGAAGUGAUUUCAAAGAUCAACCACUUGAUUAUAAAACAUGGUCAUUAUUAAACACUGAAUUACCUCCACAAGUAAAUAUUUUAACAAUAGAACCAUUGAGUCAUGAGAAAAAUAUUUUAACUAUUCUUUUUCGUAUUGAACAUAUCUAUGAUCGUAAUGAGCAUUCUAAAUUAUCAGAAUCCAUUUCAAUUCAAAUUCAUAAAAUUUUCAACAAUCAUAAAUUAGUUGAUGCUAAAGAAGUAACAUUAGGUGCAAAUAUGUAUAAAACUGGAGCAUUUGAUCGAUUAAAAUGGACAGUAGAUUCAACAUAUGAAGAUAAAAGUGAAUACAACGAAACACCAAUUUUUGAUGGACGAACUAUUCAUUUGUAUCCAAUGCAAAUACGAUCAUUCAUUAUUAAAUUAACAAAACAUUAA